UUCCGACUUCUGCAGUUGCUCCUUCUGGAUGGCUGCUGGCCCUGUUGCAUGCUCAGUGCUCUACAUGGUGGUAUAGAAUGGCCGUGGCUGGAAUUUGGUGGCAUCAACUAAACGGUGGGUUUUUUCCUAGUUUAUUUUGAAUUUUUUAAUUUAAAAAUAAAAUUUUUUAUUUUUAUAUAUUGUUCUUCUUUUGGUGGCCUGUGGAGAAUAUGCUGGUGGCCUCGUGAUGGUGGUCUGGUGGCCAGUUUAAAAAAUUUUUUUUAAUUUUUAAAAAAUAAUAAAAAAUUUUUUUUUUAAUUUUUUUAAAAAUUAUGCUUGUGGUGGUGGUUUGGUGGUUGUCGUGCUUUUGGUGGUUGGUGGCUCUCUUCAUGCUCUUGGUGGUGUUAUGGUUGGGGUGUGAUAGGUUCUACUCCAUGCACUGUGGUGGUUGUUCGUCUACAUCUUUCUCGUCUACAUGAUCCGCAUCGUGCGGCCACCCGCUCAACCGGUGGUAUGGAUGGUAUGGACAAAGCAGGAUGUCCUCCAAUGGAUGGAAUUAGUUUUUAAAGGUUUUUAAGUUCAUUGGUGAAGGUUAGUUUUACCGGAAAAAGGCCGUAGAGGGUAGAGGGUGUUCGCUGAUUUUCGUUAUUGAUCUUCCUGUCGUGUUUUUAUCGAUUUUAUUUUUGGCAUUCUGUUUAAUGUCAAUUUAUCCCGUUUAAAUUUAGUACAUUUGAGUCUUACACAUAUUCAUCUUCAACAACAUUUUCGUCAUUUACCUUGACCAAUCCUUUUUACUAGAUAUAUCAGAUUUUAUGUAGUGAUUAAAGCAACUGAUCUCAAAAUGAUGAAUUCAACUAUUUUUCUUUGUUUCAUUUUCCUGAUUGUUUUAGUAUUUCUGGCUGGUGGACAGGAAGAAGCCAAUUCAAACCACAUCUACCGUGAAGAAUACGAAACUUAUGAGACGCUGCAAAGACACAAGAUUCCUCCGCCACAGACUUUCGAAUUUGCCGAGACAGAAUUUACAAGGCCUAGUUAUUACUUAUCAGUGCCGUUUCGCUCUCAAAACAAACUUCAGACAAUUCCUGACGAUAUAUUCAGCCAACUAAUUAGGCAACACAUUGCUCGCAACCGUGCCAAGUUAUUGACUUCCAAAAAUUCUCAAAAUGGCAAUGCUCUUCAGUUAAGACAAACACCGUUCCGUCGAUGGUCACCGACUAAUGGGAAUUACAAGGAAAAAUUGCGCCAAUGGAAGGCAGAGCUUAAAAGUCGGCUUAGAGGUCUGAAGAUUCCUGAGCAAGUUUCUCCGAGCAAUGGAAGCGAUCAGGAAGGAACUUUGACAAAAGAGCUACCUUAUUAUGUGACAUACAAUCCACAGACCAACACGUAUCAAAUAUCAAAUCAGCCACCUUUAUUGAAUACAGGAAUGGAAAGUGAGAAGACGGCUAAACCUAAUCAACAAAAUUCGACAUCUAGAAAGGAGUCACACAAACCUUCAACAGUUUCUGAAAAGUUAAAAGAACCUCCUUUGCUGAUUGUAUUGCAAAAAGCACUUCCCCUUGAUAAAAAUACUCAAGAAGAACACAAAACGAUAUCUCAAAAUAUUCUUGGAAAGCAACUGAACAUUCCAAAUGCAAAACAAAUUUUAUUUUUGGACGAUUACGAAGAAAGUAUGAACGAAGACGAUUAUAAAGAAAAUGAUGGAAAUUAGUAAAAAAUUAAUAAGAUAUAGAUUAUCGAAUCUUGAUAGAAAGGUAAAAAUUCCAUUUGCACCGGGAAUGUCGCUGGUGUCCGAAGCCUGGGGUAAAAGCCUAACUUUUUUACUCUUAAUCCCCAUAAAUGGCCCGCACAGAACUCUGACUUUUUCGGCUCGAACUCAGAUCCGGAGAAAAUUUUGUAAACACACACUUAUAGUUAGGUUAUCGGAACCCCGGGUAAAACGUCUAAUCCAGCUUCG
Messenger RNA from Meloidogyne enterolobii, 1933 nucleotides. The record is from the annotation of a GenBank genome assembly. Lineage: Eukaryota; Metazoa; Nematoda; Chromadorea; Rhabditida; Meloidogynidae.